Tarenaya hassleriana is the source of this 2996-nucleotide messenger RNA. Its product is annotated as periodic tryptophan protein 2 homolog. Gene Ontology annotation, molecular function: protein binding. The record is from RefSeq and is a predicted model, not a curated record. Gene Ontology annotation, biological process: ribosomal small subunit assembly; maturation of SSU-rRNA from tricistronic rRNA transcript (SSU-rRNA, 5.8S rRNA, LSU-rRNA). Bases 127 to 2823 code for a protein of 898 amino acids. The transcript is spliced from 7 exons. Gene Ontology annotation, cellular component: small-subunit processome; Pwp2p-containing subcomplex of 90S preribosome. Lineage: Eukaryota; Viridiplantae; Streptophyta; Magnoliopsida; Brassicales; Cleomaceae.
AAAGCUUGUAAAAAAAAAACUUUGUUUUUUUAAACCAAGCUUUCCUAAAACCCUAGCUCCAGAAAACCCUGAUUCUCUUCCCCCGCCUUCUCCCACUCCUCCGGAUUUUGUCGGCAUCCGAACACCAUGAACUACCGCUUCCAGAACUUGCUGGGCGCUCCUUACAGAGGCGGCAACGCCGUCGUUACUCAGAACACGCAACUAAUUUCACCCGUCGGUAAUCGUGUCUCUGUCACCGACCUCAAGAAGCACCAGACCGUGACGCUUCCGGUCCAGUCGUCUUCCAACAUCUGCCGCAUCGCCGCCUCCCCCGACGGAACUUUCCUCCUCGCCGUCGACGACAACAACCGCUGUCUCUUCAUCAACGUGCCUCGCCGUGUGGUUCUCCACAGAAUCACGUUCAAGGACAAAGUCGGUACCUUGAAGUUCAGCCCUGAUGGUAAGUUCAUCGCUGUGGGAACCGGUAAGUUGGUUCAGAUAUGGCGGUCGCCGGGUUUCAGGCGAGAGGUUUUCGCGUUCGAGUUGGUUAGGACGCUUGCUGAUUGCGAUGAUAAGGUUGUCUCUUUGGAAUGGAGCUUGGACUCCGAGUAUCUGCUUGUCGGCUCGAAGGAUUUGACGGCUAGGUUGUUUUGUGUGAGAAAGUUGAAGGGUGUCUUAAAUAAGCCGUUUUUGUUUCUGGGUCAUAGAGAUUCUGUCGUGGGUUGCUUCUUCGGUGUUGAUAAAAAGACUAACAAGGUGAACAAAGCUUACACGGUUGCACGCGAUGGUUAUAUACUUAGUUGGGGUUACAGUGGACAAGACAGUAGAGUGGAUGAAUCAGGUAAUGGUGGCUCUGAACCACUAUCCCCUGGUACUCCAGAGAGAAACGAUAAGGAGAUGUUGGAGAAUGAUGGUAAUGGCACUGAGUUGAAGAAAAGGAAGGAGUUUGACGGUAAGGAUCGUGAUGCAGAGGGACAUGAAGAAGACGAAGAAGAGCAUUUGCAUAGAGGGAAAUGGGUUUUGUUGAGGAAGGAUGGGUUUAAUCAGGCAUCGGCUAAAGUGACAGCCUGCGAUUAUCACAGGGGGCUUGAUAUGGUGGUGGUGGGGUUCUCUAACGGGGUUUUUGGGCUUUAUCAGAUGCCUGAUUUCAUCUGUAUCCACCUGCUGUCCAUCUCAAGAGAGAAGCUAACUACAGCCAUCUUUAAUGAACUUGGGAACUGGUUGACUUUUGGCUGUGCGAAACUGGGGCAAUUGUUAGUCUGGGAAUGGAGGUCUGAGAGCUACAUACUGAAGCAACAGGGUCACUAUUUUGAUGUUAAUUGUGUAGCUUAUUCCGCCGAUUCACAGUUCUUGGCAACUGGGGCUGAUGAUAACAAAGUCAAGGUCUGGAAUGUUUCAUCGGGAUCGUGUUUCAUCACCUUCACAGAGCACACUAAUGUGGUCACUGCUCUUCAUUUUAUGGCUGACAACCACUCCCUCUUAAGCGCAUCUCUGGAUGGCACUGUUCGUGCGUGGGAUUUUAGAAGGUAUAAGAACUACAAGACAUUCACUACCCCUACGCCCCGACAAUUUGUUUCCCUAACAGCAGACCAAAGUGGCGAUGUGGUCUGUGCAGGGACACUGGAUUCGUUCGAGAUUUUUGUAUGGUCAAAGAAGACGGGGGAGAUUAAGGAUAUUCUCAGUGGCCAUGAGUCUCCUGUUCACGGGUUGAUGUUUUCACCUUUAACGCAAGUCUUGGCUUCGUCCUCAUGGGAUAAAACUGUUCGGCUGUGGGAUGUGUUUGCCGGGAAAGGAACUGUCGAGACAUUUCAGCACAACCAUGAUGUCUUAACACUCGCGUUUCGGCCAGACGGGAAGCAAUUAGCUUCUAGUACGCUCGAUGGGCAGAUCCAUUUCUGGGACACCAUUGAAGGUGUCUUAAUGUACACCAUAGAGGGCCGCAGAGAUAUAGCUGGAGGACGCCUCAUGACUGACCGCCGGUCAGCAGCUAACUCAAGUUCUGGAAAGUGCUUCACGACGUUGUGUUAUUCUGCUGACGGAAGCUAUCUUCUAGCUGGAGGAACCAGCAGAUACAUCUGCAUGUAUGACAUCGCAGAUCAAGUUCUCUUACGCCGGUUUCAGAUAUCACAUAACCUCUCGUUAGAUGGAGUUCUCGACUUCCUAAACUCGAAGAAGAUGACAGAAGCGGGACCAAUGGAUCUUAUUGAUGAUGAUAACAGUGAUGCAGAAGAUGGAAUUGAUAGGCAGUCCCGGGGAAACUUGGGCUAUGAUCUGCCUGGAUCAAUGCCCAAUCGUGGAAGACCCGUUAUCCGGACAAAAAGCCUCAGCAUUGCUCCAACGGGAAGGAGUUUUGCUGCCGCUACAACAGAAGGAGUUCUAAUCUUUUCAAUUGACGAAUCCUUCAUCUUCGAUCCCACCGAUCUUGAUAUAGAUGUUACACCAGAGGCUGUCGAGGCUGCAAUAGAUGAGGAUCAACUGAGCAGAGCUCUCGUUCUCAGUCUGCGUCUGAACGAAGAUGCCCUCAUCAAAAGAUGUGUUUUUGCUGUUUCCCCUUCCGAUAUAAAAGCGGUUGCGUUGUCAGUCCCUUGGAAGUAUUUGGAAAGGCUGAUUGAGGCAUUGGCCGAUCUGCUUGAGAACUGUCCCCAUCUUGAGUUCAUACUUCACUGGUCUCAGGAAAUCUGCAAAGCGCAUGGGAGCUCGAUUCAGCGAAACUACAGAAACAUGCUUCCAUCGCUGAGAUCGUUGCAGAAGGCGAUCACGAGAGCUCACCAAGAUCUGGCAGACAUGUGUUCUUCCAACGAGUACUUGCUUCGUUACUUAUGUUCCGUUGGAAACAAGAACUGAUUGGCUCAUUUAUCAUCAUUGUUUGUACAUCAUUCGUAGGUUUCUCCAACAUUUUUGUCACUAAAAUUUUGACGCUCUGUUAACGAUUCCAACACUUUGGCGAAAAAGUUCUCCUGAAAGAACUCCAGUGUUACAGUUAAUGGGUCAGAGUUUUUCCCUUUUUGUUUCCUCAA